Messenger RNA from Chilo suppressalis (striped riceborer), 2732 nucleotides. The record is from the annotation of a GenBank genome assembly. NCBI's taxonomy places the organism in Eukaryota, Metazoa, Arthropoda, Insecta, Lepidoptera, Crambidae.
GAAAUUAGUCACGCUUCCCCUUGACCUCACUCGGGGAUAAAUUACGUUAGUUCGCCGGUUAACGAAUCAGUCUCAUACGCGUGCUCGCACAGACCGGUCAGUGCCACGUGGAUAAAAUGAAGUUGUCAGUUCUCAUACUAACAAUCGUUGUUAUUAUAAACACGACCGAAUGCCGGCACACGUCAUCGUCUUGGUUCCCUAACAUCGUCGAUGUUGUCGCAAACAAAACGACGCAAAUCAAGAAUUACGUCAAAGAAAAGGGUAGAAGCUUGCGAUACGGCGUCGAAAAUGUGAAAAACAAAAUAACAUCGUACAUAGGUUUUAGCGAAGAUAAAACAGGCGAUCCACCGUUGUUAAGCUCGAACAAGAAAUUUAAAGAGUACAUUGAAAAAGCUCAGAGUGAUAACAAUGUUGUGUUCGACGUUAUCGCUCCUGCAGAAGUUGACUACACUUGCUCCACUGACGAUCCCACCAUACACAUGAGUACCCCUCAACUUAUAGCCAUGAAUGGGUACCCUGCGGAAUCCCAUACUGUCGUAACAGAGGAUGGUUAUUUACUUACGCUACAUAGGAUCCCAUUCUCCAAAAAAUCCGCCAAAAAAGUGGUGCCGAGGAAAACUGUACUGCUUCACCAUGGAUUGUUGGGCAGCUCCGCGGAUUGGAUCAUUCCUGGACCAGAGAAGGGGUUGGCGUACAUUUUGUCCGAUGUUGGCUAUGACGUCUGGAUGGCCAACGUCAGAGGUAACACGUAUUCGAGAGCUCAUGUGUCUUUGAACGUGAACAGCUUCGAUUUUUGGAACUUCACAUUCCACGAAGUGAGUCAACACGACUUGCCGGCCGCGAUAGAUUACAUAAUGGACACCAAAGGAUGGGAUGCGAAAAUAAAUUACGUCGGCCAUUCGAUGGGAACCUCAGUGUUGUUCGCUUUACUUUCGAUGAAGCCGCAGUACAAUAAGAUUUUACGAGCUGGUUUCGCUCUGGCACCCGUCGCAUAUAUGACCGAUAUAAAGAGUCCCAUUCGACUUUUGGCCAAAUUCAGCAACAAUUUGGAGUUCCUGCUGAAGCUAUUGGGUGCAAAUGAGUUUCUUCCUCAGAACGCUGUUCUGCGAUGGCUAUCGAAACACGCUUGUGAAAUCAAUCACUACGAAGAGGUAAUAUGCGAGAACUCACUGUUUGUACUUUGCGGGCAUGACGAAAAGCAGUUUAACAAAACUCUUUUGCCCAUUAUACUAGGACAUGUUCCUGCAGGGGCUUCUACUAAAACUCUCGUGCAUUACGCCCAAGAAAUAAAAGCGCAGGGCAAGUUUCAGCAAUUCGACUAUGGGCCAAAGGACAAUCUCAAAUAUUACGGGUCAGUUACGCCGCCGGAAUAUCCAUUGCACGAAAUAACUUUACCGAUAGCGUUAAUGAGCGCCCAGAACGAUUGGUUAUCAGGUAGCAUCGACGUGUCCAACUUGUAUGUUCGGCUGGUCAAUCCUAUAGAACAUUAUGUGGUUCCGAUGAAAGAAUUCAACCACAUCGACUUUUUGUGGGGUAUUGACGCCCCGAAACUUGUUUAUGCGAAGCUAAUACGUUUGCUUGAAGAUGGAAUGAGCAUCUCCUACACAGAAACAAGUGUUAACGAAAUCAUCUGAUUUCCAAAAAGACAGCUGAGUAGAUAAAUUUGUUAAUGAUAAGUAGAAAUAAUGCAUUUAGUAUACCUAAUAUAAUGUGAUAGAACUGUAGUUCACUUACUCAUAAAAUACCUAAUUACGGUUUUGUAAAUUGUAACAAUGCUAGUGAUUCGGGCCACGGCUAGUGAUUGUAAAUUGUUGUGAUUGUUUUGUCUUGGACAAUUUACUGUAAUCAAUGAGACAUUCAAUUUAGUUAUUUGCAAGUUAUUUGUCAUUAAUUGUACUUUGUUUGCUGGUCUAGAUGUAGUUUAGAUAAUAUCUAAUAUGGCUUUAAGUUUUAAUAUAGCUUGUAAUAUUGUAGAAAAAAAAUAAGCACUAUGCUUAAUGAUAAUCUCACAAACAUAGAUUUUAUCAAACUAUUAAAAAAUAAAGAAAUUUGGACUGAUGUGUUUUGACAAUCUGAUGAAAAUUUUUGAUAGACUUUACAAUUUAAUGAUAUGAAGUUUUGGUUGUAUUUUAAGCAACGAUAUUAAAUAUUUAAUAUCGUUGAUUUCAGGUUAUCAGUUUUCAUUUCAAAGCUAAAUCGAGUUAACAAAGUAAUUAGGAUACUCCAAACAAUCUAUGACUUCCAAAAUGUUUGCCAUAAUUAUUAUUUACCUACUACAAAUGAAAAACAUGUUUAUUAAAUUACCUAUAAGUUAAAUAUUAAUAAACUAAAGUUAUGUGUCAAUUAUUUACUUAGUUGCCAUUUUAAAAUCUAGUCAAACCGUGAUACUGCUUGCCUCAGAAUCUUGAUCGCCGGUGUAUUAAAACAUUUGAAACAACGAUACUAAAAACCAUUGAAAAAAUAAAGGUGUACUCUUCUAUCUUAAAAGGUUUUUUUGUGUGUUUCUGAAGACCGUCCUUUUCAUGUCCCUUGAGGUUGGCAGGUAAUAAAGUUCCUCCUGAGCAAAGUAAGUAGGGACAGGGGCAUUCAAUCGUCAAUGCGUCGAAUGAUAUAAGUAAGUCCAUGAUAAAGAGAUUAUUAACUACCUACCCAUGUUAAAGCUACUUCUUAUCUACGGACAGACAGUGCAUGCAUAGGAUAGUGCAGGUCUACCAUAUAAUUAAAUAAGUACC